GUAAAUAGCAGCGCUCAAUCGGGCCAAUCCACAUGAGCACAUCAUAAGUGUAUACACAGGGAGUGGCGAUCCUGCGUCAUUCUCCCAACUUUCCUUCUCACUCCUCUAAUCUCGUUUUAGCCUAGUAAAUAGUUUAUUAUCCGUUGACUAAGUGGGAAAAUCCAACGGGAAAGGCGCUACUGUGAAGCGGAACUUUUUGAUCAAAGGGAUUACUCCGCGAGGGAAACACAUAGAUGUAGCUAUUUCAUGGAUAUAUAUUUUUUUUUACUUCAGAAUAAACCUUCUUUUUCCCAGAGGAAUAUAAACCACGAGCUGACCACUCGAGCGCGCUUUUUGUGUAUUUUUGGGCAUGUCUGAAGGCGCUCCUGACAGACAGAGAUCCUUCACUCACGAGUCGAGAUGGGACAGCAGGUGCUCGCGCUCUGCGCUCUCCUGUUCCUCUGUGUACCUCAGCCUGUCACUUCACAAACACAAGAAGUUUGUACUGGCACUAAAAAUGCUCUGAGCUCCACGGGCACCCCAGAACAGCACUACAACAACCUUAAAGAGCGCUACACCGGAUGUGAGAUCGUCAUGGGCAAUCUUGAGAUUACACAGAUGGAGAAUGACCUCGAUUUCUCCUUUCUUGGAAGUAUCCGAGAGGUCACCGGCUACAUCCUCAUUGCGAUGAACCAGUUUCGCAAGUUACCUUUGAAUCAGCUCAGAGUGAUUCGUGGCAGCAGCUUGUAUGACAAAGAAUGGGCUCUUUCUGUCUUUCAUAACUUUGACACUCACACUGGCCUGGAAGAUCUGGGCCUCACCAACCUCACAGAGAUCUUGGAAGGUGGAGUACAGAUUGUCCACAACAGGAACCUCAGCUAUGCUCCAUUGAUCAACUGGCAGGACAUUGUCAGAGACGGUGACGCUCGCAUCCAGAUCCAGGACAAUGGAGGAAGAGGGUCCUGCAAUCCUGCAUGUGGAGAGUUUUGCUGGGGUCCAAGUAAUGAUCAGUGUCAGAAAUUGACUAAAACAGUAUGUGCACUUCAGUGUCUGGGCCACUGUUUCGGCACCAACCCUAAUGAAUGCUGCCACCCCGAGUGUGCUGGAGGCUGCACUGGACCCAGGGACACAGACUGCUUUGCCUGUCGACAUGUCAAUUACUCUGGCUCCUGCGUCCCUCACUGCCCUUGGCCUGUGGUCUACAACCAACAGACCUUUCAGGUGGAGCCCAAUGCUGAUGCCAUGUAUCAGUUCGGUUCCAUCUGUGUUCCUAAAUGUCCCGGGCACUUUGUUGUGGAUGGCAGUGCAUGCGUGAGCAGUUGUCCUCCCGGUAAAACAGAAAUAGAGAAGAAUCAAAUUAAACAGUGUGAGACCUGCAUUGGCCUGUGUCCUAAAGUAUGUGAGGGAACUGGAGCCAAUCACAGACAGACAGUGGACUCCAGUAACAUUGACAGCUUUAUCAAUUGUACCAAGAUCCAAGGAAGUCUACAUUUUCUGAUCUUAGGUAUCAAAGGAGACGUCUAUAAUAACAUACCACCUCUGGAGCCUGAAAAACUCAAAGUGUUUAACACAGUCAGAGAAAUUACUGGUAUUUUGAACAUUCAGUCUUGGCCCGAUGAACUCCAUGAUCUAUCUGUUUUCUCUAGUCUCACUACCAUUCAGGGAAGAUCUCUGUACAAUCCUAAGAGGCCAUUCUCUUUGUUGGUGAUGAAGAUUCCCUCCCUCACAUCUCUAGGACUGCGCUCCUUGCGGGAGAUCAGCGACGGCAGUGUAUACAUCACUCAAAAUAUGAACCUGUGUUAUCACCACACCAUCAACUGGACACAGAUCUUCCCACGUAACCAAUUGCAACGCAGACGUAACGACAUCAAGGAAAACAAACAAAAGAUCCAGUGUGAGGAAGAGGGCCAUGUGUGCGACCCGUUGUGUUCAGACGCAGGAUGUUGGGGCCCGGGGCCUGAGCAGUGUUUGUCAUGCAGGAACUACAGUCGGCUCGGCACCUGUGUGUCUCACUGUAACCUCUACUCCGGAGAGCCACGGGAGUUUGCAGCAUCUAAUAAGGAGUGUCUUGCUUGUCACUCAGAGUGUCUGUUGCAGAAUGGGAAACAAACAUGCCUAGGAAAAGGUGCAGAUCAGUGUGUAGCGUGUUCAAACCUGAUGGACGGCCCUCACUGUGUUUCUUCUUGUCCUAAUGGAGUGAAUGGAGAAAAGGGGCAGACCAUAUUUAAAUACUCCACUGCAGCGGGUCAUUGUGAGCUCUGUCACUUCAACUGCACACGAGGAUGUACAGGCCCUGCGUUGAGAGACUGUGUUGAUCCUGACAGAAAUGUGAACAGCUCUCAGAUUGCAGGUAUAGCAGUUGCCGUGUUUGCUGGUAUUACUGUGCUUCUGGCGCUGUUUGUGCUUGGUAUGCUGUAUCACAGAGGCUUGGCCAUUCGCCGCAAAAGAGCACUGAGAAGAUAUCUAGAGAGUGGUGAGAGCAUGGAGCCGCUGGAUCCAGGAGAGAAGGGGACAAAAGUGCAUGCCCGCAUCCUAAAACCACAGGAGCUGCGAAAGGGCAAACUUCUGGGCUACGGAGUCUUUGGCACCGUCAAUAAGGGUUUUUGGAUUCCUGAAGGUGACUCCCUAAAAAUCCCUGUGGCCAUAAAGACCAUCCAGAACCGCAGCAGUCGGCAGACCUUCACAGAGAUCACUGAUCAUAUGCUUUCAAUGGGAAGCCUGGAUCACCCGUAUAUAGUGCGUCUCAUUGGGAUCUGCCCUGGGGCCAGUUUGCAGUUGAUCACGCAGCUCAGUCCUCAUGGAUCAUUACUUCAACACCUUCGCCAGCACAAAGACAGCCUGGACCCUCAGCGGCUGCUCAACUGGUGUGUGCAGAUCGCUAAGGGCAUGUAUUAUCUGGAGGAGCACUGCAUGGCCCAUAGGAACCUGGCUGCACGAAACAUACUGCUCAAGAGUGACUACAUAGUACAGAUCUCGGACUUUGGGGUUGCAGAUCUGCUCUAUCCAGAUGAUAAGAAAUAUGUGUACAGUGAACACAAGACACCAAUAAAAUGGAUGGCAUUAGAGAGCAUCCUCUUCGGCAGAUACACUCAUCAGAGUGACGUGUGGAGCUACGGUGUGACGGUAUGGGAGAUGAUGUCAUACGGAGCGGAGCCAUACGCUUCUAUGCAUCCUCAUGAUGUGCCGGGUCUGCUGGAGAAAGGAGAGCGUCUGGCUCAACCUCAGAUCUGCACCAUAGACGUCUACAUGGUCAUGGUCAAGUGCUGGAUGAUUGAUGAAAAUGUGAGACCCACAUUUAAAGAACUGGCCAGUGAAUUUACAAGAAUGGCAAGGGACCCGCCACGCUACCUUGUGCCUGCUCAGAAUGGCAGCGGUGCAGAGGAAAGCCAGCGGUAUGUUAAAAGCUCUCAUCUAGAGGUAGGAUUGGAAGAGGAGGACGAUGAUGAAGAUGAAGGGUUGCAGGUUGGGUUUGCGACUCCUCCUCUCCAGCUCUCACCUACUAGAAGUCAUUCCCGUGUCCGGAUUGCCUCCUACAAGAGCACCUCAGAACACACAGCACCGAUAGGUUAUCUCCCCAUGACCCCAGGCCCAGGAGAUGAGCCUAGACAGUUGCGAGCCCAGAGGAGGAAGAUUGGCUCAGUGAGGACAGAGUCUGAGUGUUCAGAGGGACGGGGGACCAUCGUGGACAUUGAAGCCAUUGAAAUCACUUCUCAAACAGGCAGUCUUCGCAGAGGACGUAGUCGAAUGGACAGUGCCUACAUAUCUGGCGGAGUGUCUGUCGCAUCAGAUCCAUUCUCUCCUGGUCUGGAGGGAGUAGAUGAAGACCAUUAUGGAUACGUGCUGCCUACCGAAAGAGAUUUCAGAAGUGCUGUUCCUCAUGGUAGGACAUCCAGAAACUCCAAAAGCACUCCAAAAACAGAUGCCACGCAAGAGUACGAGCUAAUGAACAAACAGACAAACAAACUUUCCUCCUCGCCCACAGACAGCACUGACCAUUUAAAACCAGCAUCCCUUGUUUCUGCACACAUAUGUAGCAGUUUACCUCAGAAAAAAGAAAUGGACUCAGCACAAACCCAAGAUGAAAUUUUACCACAGAAAAGAGAAACAGACUCAAUACAAAGCCAAGAGAACAAUUUACCACAGAAAAGUGAAACGGACUCAACUCAAACCCAAGAGUCAGAGAAGGAUGCUAGUUUUCAACCUGACAACUUGGAGUCUGCUGAAAACUGUCUGAUUGGAUCGGAAACAUUAAACGAUGGUGGUCAAUCUGAAGAUGAAGAACAGCUGCCACGAUUGGCGAUGGUCGAAUAUGAAUACAUGGACAUACGUACAGAUGAACACCAACAAAAUGUAGCUGGCAAACGUACAACAAACGGUCCAAAUGAGGUGGAGAGGGAAGCGAUUUAUCAAAAUAUAAGUCAGCCUCUAAGAUUUCAUGAAAAUCCAGAUUCUGCUGGCAAUACGAUGCAGAGGCGCGGUGAAUAUGUGGACAUGGAGGCAUCUGGGAGAAGUGGCUGUGAGGUUGGAGAUUAUCAGAAUGUCCCGGUAAAGGGAAGGCCUGUUGUGGGAGAGGAGUCGCAAAAUACUGGCCUCAGAUCUUACAUAAAAGUGUGUGCUGGAGUGGAGCCGCAAAACACUUCUUUUGACAACCCAGAUUACUGGCACAGCAGACUUUUCCACAAGCAGGACACCGUGUGCACAUGAAUAUCUUUAAAGUUGGCAUGAAACAGAAGCUAAAAUUGUUCUUUUCCCCCUAUUGUGAUAUACAUUCAAUUGAAAAAAUGUUGGUCGGUGCAUGAUUUUGUCUUUGGAAACCGAUUGAAUGGUUGUAAGAUGGGCAUUUCCAACUCAAUGGAGGGAGAUUUGAAUGCCAGUUUGUGUUGGAUUGCUGUCCAUGGAAGAGAACAUGAGGAGGAGAGCAACCUAGUAACCACCAUAUUGCUAUUUCUCAUGACAGAUUCUUGGAGCAGAAACUAGACCUGCGCUGUUAGCCCUGUCCUAAAGGCAUUCCAUGUGACCAGACGUGAAGAAAUGUCAUUUCGAAGGAGGGGAGGAGGUUAUCAGGGUGUGAAUUACAGGGGGUUUGAGAGGGAUUGAUCCCCCUAAUUAAGGCUUGAUCCCCCCUGAAGGAAUUCAAAACAAGAUGUAUGGGGGGUCCCUUUGGAUCUAAGAGAGAGUUUACUCUGAUCAGUAUUUUAAAUAAUAUUGUUAAUAAUUGAAAUAAUAGAUAUCCAUUUGACCACCCCUAUAAUGGUUCAAACCAUUGUAAAUGCAUAAUCAAGUCAAUAAAGCAGCAGAUUUAGAUAGACCGACAGACACCGUAAGAGUUAACAAGACUGAUUUCUCAUAAAAUGGGUCUUUGUUUCUACAUAAAGCCUAAAAGUAAAGUCAAAUUAGAUGCAGAGUUUGUAUAGUUUCACCUAAAAUACAUUUUAUUAAUAAAUUAUAUGUAAUUUAAAUAAAUACAUAUGUUUGAUUCACUGAUUCCCCCAUGCACCCCCUUCCCCCCACCCAUUAAUUUGAGGGCAAAUGAUUGAUUGAUUCAGUGAAUGAAUUUACAAGAUAAUGAAGUGCACAGAUAGAUUUUAAAGCAAACACUACAUAUACAUCUGAAAAUAAGAAGAGGCAAUUUUGAUUUCAUGCCGACUUUAACUAAAAUAAUGUGACGGAAAUUGAAUGGACUGGCAUGCCCAGCGCAUUUCUAUAUGUGUGUUUAGCAUUUGUACACAUGAAAUAAUACUAUGUGCCAACAAAAUAUACUUUAUUAUAGUGUAAAUUACUUUUUGAAGAUUGGACUACCUCCACAUUUUUUUGUCUCACAUGCUUUUUUAUGGACUGUUUUUAAAGAUGAUGAUCUUUGUUUAGGAUCUUGAUGAGGGAGGAAAAAAACUGUAAUUGUAUAUUGAUUUUCUUAAAGAUUAAAGUAAUCUUCAUAACAUGAAGUUGUCUCCCGUAUUGAAGUUGUUAUUAUCAUGUACAAUUACUUUACUGUCACCAGUGAUUUGUUCAUUUGUUUAAAACAUACUGUGUAUCAUUAUAUGAAAUAUGUUUUUUAUUAAAAAUGUAAAAAUUGCUUUAAAAAAUUAAAACAACACAAGCACCGAAAUUACUUCCUUUGUUAA
Molecule: messenger RNA, 6101 nt
Organism: Danio rerio (zebrafish)
Lineage: Eukaryota; Metazoa; Chordata; Actinopteri; Cypriniformes; Danionidae
Source: RefSeq, a predicted model, not a curated record